UGAAAACCAGUGUUAAAGACGAGUCAGUUUAGUUGUGUCUUUCCCAUCGGCAACAUCAUACCCGGUCAUAAAGGGAAAGGUUGUGAUGGAUGGUGAACACUGAUAUCUUCGUCUCGAGUAUAACGAAUUCGACGGUUCUUGGCUGCCGAGAUGGGGGUGGCCGAGGACUUUGCUCCCAGCUUCACGCAGAAGCCUCAACUCCGACAGGAAGACGAAGGCAACCGUCUCGUGUUCGAGUGCAAGGUCAACUCUUCUCCAAAACCGGAAGUCACUUGGUUCCGUAGUGAAACUAAACUAGUUGAAGACAAUAGAACUGCGAUCAAAGUUCAGCCGAUAGGCACAAACCUUUUUUUAGUUGUUCUUGAACUAGACGAUGUGAUAGAAAGUGAUGCAGGACUAUAUAAAGUCAAAGCGAAAAACAAGCUCGGAGAAGUAGCUGCAUCUAUCAACCUCAACUUUAGCCCUGUGGAUGAGCCAAGGGAAAGACAAAUAGACGGUAUUGCGCCGACAUUUUCGAAGAAGCCUACAAUACGACAAGAAGACGAUGGAAAAAGGCUCCUGUUCGAAUGCAGAAUACAGGCUGACCCGAGGCCUACAGUCACCUGGUCCCAUAGCGGAAUCGAAGUCAAACAAGACGCCAGGCACAAGCUGAUUUUAGAAAACGAUGGACACUCUUAUUUCGCUACUUUAGAAAUAGAAAACGUAACAGUGGAAGACGCUGGAAAAUAUAAAGUAAUGGCCAAGAAUGAAUUAGGCGAAAGCAAUGCUACAAUUAGCCUUAACUUCGACAGUGACGAAGCUCCAGUUCCUGAGAACGGCAUCAAACCGACGUUUACCGAGCGGCCACUUAUAAGACAGUCCGACUCAGGAUCAGAAAUCACAAUCGAGUGCAGACUUGUGGGAGAACCGAAACCUUCAGUAAUCUGGUAUCAAGGAGACAAAAUUAUAAAAGAGACAAACAGGGUAAAACUACUGCUUGAACUUGAUCAGAAGUUGUAUUACCUUGCCAAACUAGUGAUUAAAGACAUUAAAAACAGCGAUGGUGGAGUAUAUAGGGUGAUAGCAUCUAACAAGCACGGAGAAGCUACAGCAACAGUGAAUUUGAACUUUGAAGGUGGAGACAAGCCCAAAAUACAGGAUGCAAAACCGCCAAGGUUUCCUAAAAAGCCGACCAUUCACCAAGAAGGCGACAUCCUUGUAAUGGAAUGCCUAUUGGAAGCGAAUCCGGUGCCCGAUAUCAUCUGGUAUCAAGGGGAUACUGUUAUUCUAGAUUCGACGCGAAUUAGAAUGAGCAAACGAGCUACUGGCAAAGACCAGUAUCUCUUGAAGCUGGAAAUUUCCAAGCCGACAUCGCAAGACGGCGGGAAUUACAGAUGCAAUGCCUGUAACGCGUAUGGGGAGAGUAAUGCUAACAUAGCAUUGAACUUCCAAGGUGGAGAUGAUGGAGCUGGCUUCGCUCCUUCCUUCACAGAAAAACCAAGAAUUAUUCCUAAUGACAGUGGCACACUGAUUACGAUGAAGUGCACUUGUACUGCAAAACCAAGACCAGAAGUCACAUGGCUUAAAGGAACUAAAGUUGUUCAAGAAAAUUCACGUGUUUCUAUGAAGGUUGAAGAAAGAGAAGACACAUACAUACUUAUGCUUGAAAUCAAGGACCCGAUAGGACCUGACAGUGGAACAUAUAAAUGCCACGUUAAAAAUGAAUUUGGUGAAAGCAACGCUAAUCUAAACUUAAACAUUGAAGCUGAGACUGAGCCAGAAGGCACUGCCCCAACGUUUAUUGAAAAGCCCAAAAUCAGAUCAGAACAAAAUGGAAAACUUGUUGUGAUGGACUUCAGAGUGAAAGCCGAUCCUAAGCCAGACAUUAUUUGGUUUCACGAAGGAAAAUCGUUAAAAGAAACAUCCAAACUUUCAUGGAAAAUGGAAGAAAAAGAGAAUACAUACUACAUUCGAUUAGAACUGAAAGACCCAGGCAUUCAAGAUUCUGGAGUUUACAAAUGUAACAUUAAGAAUAUUUGUGGAGAGCUUAAUGCCAACUUAACUCUCAACAUUGAAGUUAUUCCUGUAAUUAAAGAAGCACCUAAAACUGUCACUAUCAGUAAAACUAACACUGUUGUUAUUGAAUGCCGUAUACAAUCAGUGUUUGAACCAAAAUGUGUAUGGUUCAAAGGGGCGACAACAUUAAAAGAAGACUCAACGCAUAAAGUCAACGUCAGCCAUGUUAAAGAGGGUGAAUAUGCAGUCAAAUUGGAAAUCAAUCCAGCAAGCCCUGCUGACAAAGGAACAUAUAAACUUGUCGCGAAAAACGAAAAGGGAGAAACUCAAACGACGAUUGACGUUAUAUUACCGCCUUCUGUCGAACCACCAGCAUUUGCUCAAAAGCUUACCGAUGCUACAACUGUCGAAGGGCAAACUACUAGAUUCGUCUGCUCUUUUGUAUCAGUAGAAAAGUCACUUAAGAUCGUAUGGUACAAAGAUGGAAGUGUUGUUAGAGAAUCAGAUGUAGUUUCGACUCAAUUUGAUGGAAAGACUGCCACAUUAAUUAUUUCAUCAACCAAGAAAGAUUCAGCAGGUAGCUACAAGGUGACAGCGACCAACACUGGUGGUACCGUUGAAUCUUCAGCAUCACUUAAAGUAACAGAAAAAUUGAAAGAGCCGGAGGAUGAGGAAGAAGAGGAGGAAGUAAAGGAGGUAAAAUGACACCUCAACAAACCAAUUAAACGUGUU
This is a messenger RNA of Cimex lectularius (bed bug), 2727 nucleotides long. Its product is annotated as muscle M-line assembly protein unc-89-like. The transcript is spliced from 17 exons. Gene Ontology annotation, molecular function: axon guidance receptor activity. Gene Ontology annotation, cellular component: plasma membrane; neuronal cell body; axon. Lineage: Eukaryota; Metazoa; Arthropoda; Insecta; Hemiptera; Cimicidae. Bases 151 to 2700 code for a protein of 849 amino acids. Gene Ontology annotation, biological process: synapse organization; homophilic cell-cell adhesion. The record is from RefSeq and is a predicted model, not a curated record.